Messenger RNA from Pleurotus ostreatus (oyster mushroom), 603 nucleotides. RefSeq lists its product as uncharacterized. The record is from RefSeq and is a predicted model, not a curated record. The coding region runs from base 1 to 603 and encodes 200 amino acids. Lineage: Eukaryota; Fungi; Basidiomycota; Agaricomycetes; Agaricales; Pleurotaceae. The transcript has 3 exons.
AUGAGUAUCAUCGCCAAUGGAAUCGCUCUCAAAGAGUUCACCGACGUCCCCCUCGGCACGAUCUUCGGAGCAACACUAGUGCACUGGAUGAACACCAUCUACGCCCUCGCCUUCGUGCAAAAUGUCAUGACCACCGGCCUCAUUGCCUGGCGCAUCUGGCGGCAGGAGAAAGAGUCGGUUAAUGUGGGGAUACACUCGGCUGACUCGAGGUCAAGCCUCCUACCGAUCGUCCGCAUCAUCAUCGAGAGCGCCAUGAUAUAUGUCGUAGAGCUGCUUGUCUUGAUCAUCCUCUACGCGUUGAAGCAUAACGCGCAGUUCGUAGUACAAGAAGCCGUCGUGCCCACUGUUGGCAUUGUCUUUACGUUGAUGACGAUACGCAUUUCCAAACGCAGCUACAAAGUCCACUGUGCCACCGUGACGGAGGAUCAGAGUCGCCCCAUCCAGUGGCGAGCUAGGAGUGUCGGGCCAAUGGUCACUACGGAGUAUACCACAACAGCGGACGACAUUGAUAUGAAGCCCAUCCGACCCUUCCAGAUCCAGGAUGACGAAGAUUCCAAGUACGAAGAAACAUAUGACAAAACUCGCGGUCGAGCUGUAGUAUAA